GUUGAUGUGUCACUUCGGUUGGAGAGUACAGACGACCAAUCGAUAUUAUUUUAAUAAAGUUUCGCAAAUUUUUAUAAGAUGGAACCCAGUGUGGACGAUUUGUUGUCCUUCAAGGAGUUCCCCUUGAUACAGGAAGGUAAUUCGAACAGCGCUCAGCUAAACAUUGAUUCUCCGAAAAAGGUGUCGCCCAGUCGGGAAUCCACAACGGAAGAAGAAAGCACAACCCUGCCGAAAGGAACGUCUCCGCUAAGUUUCGAGUACUACCAGAAGUUCUUCGAUGUCGACACCAUGACCGUGGUGGAUCGAAUAGCCACGUCCAUCAUUCCGAAGCGUGCUCCAUCGGAUUAUCUGAAGCUCAACAUAGCAACCAAUCCGGAUAUGUAUGGUCCAGUUUGGAUUGUAAUAACUUUGAUUUUUACUAUUGCUAUUUCCGGUAACAUGGCCAGUUAUCUACAAAACACUGGAAACCACCAUUGGCGAUAUAAUUUUCAUCUGGUGUCCGUUUCAGCGACGGUAAUCAUCAUGUACACAAGUUUAGUACCGUUCGCUCUUUGGGCACUGCUAAAGUGGAGCGUUCGACCGGAUAACUUGGAUAUAGAAGAGCAAACAGAAACUCCUAGUCUUUUAUCGCUAGUUUGCGUGUACGGUUAUUCGAUGGCCAUUUACAUUCCCGUGUCAAUAUUGUGGACCAUUCAGGUUUCCCUGUUCCAGUGGCUUCUGGUUGCAACGGCCACGUUUCUCUCCGGUUUUGCCCUGCUCUGGAUUCUGAUGCCUGCGAUAAAGUCGUCCAAAUUUGCCAUUUUCAUAACGCCCGCUAUCGCAUUGAUCCAUUUCAUACUUGCCGCGGGAUUCAUGCUUUACUUCUUUCACGCAUCCGACUCGAUUGAUACGGUUAAGGUGGAUCAGGUGAAGGCAACAGUAGCAGCAAUUGUUUCGCACAAAAAUGUUACCCAAUAGAGAAAUAAAACUGAAGGAAGUACGAAACAACUUUCAUUUUAU
Molecule: messenger RNA, 999 nt
Organism: Topomyia yanbarensis
Lineage: Eukaryota; Metazoa; Arthropoda; Insecta; Diptera; Culicidae
Product: protein YIPF1
Exons: 5
Coding region: 79-957 (292 amino acids)
Biological process (GO): vesicle-mediated transport
Cellular component (GO): membrane; Golgi apparatus
Molecular function (GO): small GTPase binding
Source: RefSeq, a predicted model, not a curated record